GUGGCUUUCUCACUGCGGGCGCGGCCAGCCGCCGGUGGGCGGGGCCACGUUCCAGGACGUGGUCGUCCGGGCUUCGGAACCCCGCCUGUUCGGGGCGGGGCUGAGGCGCAAGGGUGGGGCCGCGCUCCGUCGGGGCGGGGCUUGUGGAACCUCGAAACCCCGGCGACUCGGGGCCUGAGCGCGCGUCUCCCGGCGCGGGGUUCCUCCCACGCAGACCCUCAUUCAAACGAUGCCGAAGGGGCGGCGCCGCAGCCACAGCCCCACCAUGAGCCAGCGGUCGGCCCCGCCCCUCUAUUUCCCGUCCCUCUACGAUCGCGGCAUCUCCUCGUCCCCGCUCAGCGACUUCAACAUCUGGAAGAAGCUCUUGGUGCCGCUGAAGGCGGGCGGGGCGCCAGUGGGCGGGGCGGCGGGGGCCCGGUCCCUGCCCCAGGCGCCCCCCGCCCCGGCGCCCCCGCCCCCACCACCACCCGGCCUGGGUCCCUCCGGCGAGCGCCCCUGGCCCUCGCCCUGGCCCUCGGGCCUGGCCUCCAUCCCCUACGAGCCUCUGCGCUUCUUCUACUCGCCGCCGCCGGGGCCUGAGGUGGCUGCCUCGCCCUUAGCUCCCCGCCCCUCGACCCCCAGGCUCGCCUCUGCCUCCCACCCCGAGGAGCUGUGCGAGCUGGAGAUCCGGAUUAAGGAGCUGGAACUGCUCACCAUCACUGGGGACGGCUUCGACUCCCAGCGCUAUACAUUCCUGAAGGCGCUAAAAGACGAAAAGUUACAAGGACUGAAGACCAGGCAACCCGGAAAGAAGUCGGCCUCUCUCUCCUGAGGAGCUGCCCACCGGAGCUUGGGCAGCCACCUCCUUAGGUGUUACUGCUUAGAUAAUGUGUCCCAUUUGUUGUCAUUUCAAAGAUGGUUAUUUUCUGUUCUGUA
Molecule: messenger RNA, 915 nt
Organism: Pongo pygmaeus (Bornean orangutan)
Lineage: Eukaryota; Metazoa; Chordata; Mammalia; Primates; Hominidae
Gene: C9H11orf91
Product: chromosome 9 C11orf91 homolog
Exons: 2
Coding region: 230-811 (193 amino acids)
Source: RefSeq, a predicted model, not a curated record